Strongylus vulgaris is the source of this 1499-nucleotide messenger RNA. NCBI's taxonomy places the organism in Eukaryota, Metazoa, Nematoda, Chromadorea, Rhabditida, Strongylidae. The record is from the annotation of a GenBank genome assembly.
AUGGAUAACUCACAAUUUUUCGAAGUUACGGGUGUACAAGAUGAUCUAUCAUCGACGCAUGGACGUCUAUCUGCCGUACAAAUACUAAGGAUUGAACCCGAUGGUCGAGUAGGUUUGGAUGGUCGCCUGAAAGUUGGCGACAAUAUCCUGGAAAUCGAUUCUCGACCUGUUUAUCAGAUGUCCAUAGUGCGGGCCAGAGCCUACCUCAGUGAGCUGCAAUCUCGUUCCGAACCAUCAUUGACAAUAGCCAGACCACCAUCGACAUUCGCUAACUCAGGGAAUGCAUUAAUGAGGAAUGAGCCACCUUCUUCUUCUAUUCAAAGCAGACCAAUAUUGUCGGCAUUGCAACAAGCGAACACUCAACAUAUAGGGCAUACGAAAACCGUGGAAUUGAGAAAAAGUGGGGAAAUUACUCCCACCGGUUUUGGUUUCACUGUAACCGGACGAGAAACCGCGAAAGGGGAACGAUUGUUCUACAUCGGAACGGUGAAACCAAAUGGAGUAGCUUUGGGCCAUCUAAGAGCAGGCGAUCGCUUACUAGAGUUAAAUGGCGAGGCAACGGCAGAUUUAACCCAAGCUGAAGUGGUUGAUCGCCUCAAAAGAGCUGCUGUUGGAGAGACGGUUACAUUCUUGGUAUCCAGAUUAGUGCAACCAGAUGAAGAAGAAGAGAAGAAGAGUAAUUCGAGCGAAAGGGAAAACCAACCCCCUGCGCAAACGUCAGCUGUAAUGAAGCCAGUUCGCGAUGAGAAGAAGAUAACACCGUCAACGUCUAACGCUGUAAUGACGCAAUGUGUUGGAGAUGUGGAAGAGCUGGAACUUGUCAUUCCGCUGAAUGAUACGGGAAGUGCUGGUUUGGGGGUGAGCCUUAAAGCACGGGUAACAGUUCGAACAAAUGGGACAAGGCAGGAUUGCGGAAUUUUCAUUAAAAACGUUUUACAUGGUGGCGCUGCACAUAAAGAUGGUCGACUACGAGUUAAUGACCGCAUCGUAGGCAUAGAAGAACUAAGACUAGAUGGUGAAACUAACGCUACAGCUAGUGAAGCAGUUUCAAGAAGACUUAAAGCGAUUGGCCCCACGGCUAAGUAUGUACGGCUUUUCAUUCAACGUGCCAAAACACCUCAAUUGCCGCGAUCCAUGUCGCAACCUCAGGAAGUGUCUAGAGUGUCUGUUGAUGACCAUGAUGAGGGGCCAUCCAGAAUUUCGGUAGUGGCCACAGAAUCCACUUCGUCAGAGGAGAAACCAUCACCUUUGGAUGGUUUAGAUUCGGACUUUGGAAGUCGUGCACUUUUUUGCUUCCCCCAUCUAUUUCUUGCUGAACUUCGUUCCAGCUUUAGAUUGGAUGAGUCUGAACUCGCGAACACAUCGGAUCCAUUCAGCAGAGAGGCACCAUCACGAAAGAGUAUGAGUGAAAAACGUGGCAUGGGCGCUACCUCUGAUCCGCAUCAUAUUAAGCUGUUCCAAGACAUUAAACAUCAGCGACAAACAAGUGGUAAUUAGAU